Gongylonema pulchrum is the source of this 438-nucleotide messenger RNA. NCBI's taxonomy places the organism in Eukaryota, Metazoa, Nematoda, Chromadorea, Rhabditida, Gongylonematidae. The record is from the annotation of a GenBank genome assembly.
UCGUGUCUGGUCGCGGGGAAGGUGUGGGGAGCUCUCGGCAAAGGAGGUGCGAAGCGUCAUCGCAAGGUUCUCCGCGACAACAUCCAGGGAAUCACCAAGCCAGUGAUCCGUCGUCUGGCGCGUCGUGGUGGUGUGAAGCGCAUCUCCAGUUUCAUCCACGAGGAAACUCGUGGUGUGCUGAAGGUGUUACUGGAGAACGUCAUCCGUGACGCGGUCACUUAUUGCGAGCACGCGAAGCACAAGACUGUUACCGCAAUGGAUGUGGUCUAUGCUCUGACGACGCCGAAGCCGUACUCUGUACAGCUUCGGAGGCUGAGUCUCUCUCAGCACAGCACCGAACCCCAACGACCCAAACGGCCCUCUUUAGGGCCACAAAUCAAUGAGUCAUGCUUUCCCGGGAGUGCCCGAUUGAUGUGUGCCCACCAGUUCGGCUGGUGA